Lodderomyces beijingensis is the source of this 2043-nucleotide messenger RNA. NCBI's taxonomy places the organism in Eukaryota, Fungi, Ascomycota, Pichiomycetes, Serinales, Debaryomycetaceae. The record is from the annotation of a GenBank genome assembly.
AUGACGACGGUGGCCGAAAGACUUGAGAAUGAGCGGGAAACCAUAAGGGAUGUAGACAAGUACCUAGCCAGCUUAAAUGGCAAAAUCACAGAGAAAUAUCUCGCGGACCUUCUUCAGAACCAAGCCCAGUUUGUUUUACAAGCUACGCCCACAGCAGAUGAAUCCGACUCCGUGUUGAACACGCUAUCGCUAUCUCAACUCAACCAAAGGAAUGACAAGGUCGAAAAGAGGCUAUCCGACUUGCGAAUAUUGAGCGAGACCCACCAAAUUCUCAAGGAGAUUGAGUCAACACUCUCGAAUUUCCAAAUGUCCAUGAGCUCGUUGCUUGAUCUACAACAUCUAAGCACGCUUUUCAAAGAGAUCAAGAGCCGGUUGAUUCCCGAGUAUGUGAUCUGUAAGCUUAUCCUCAAGCAAGUUGUCAAGUUGCAUCAGCACUUUAAUAGCCUUUUAAAUGACUACCUCGGGCUUAUCUUGCCCGAUGAGUUGACGAUUAAAAAUGUGUCAAUUUUAAACGACUUUAACUUGUUUGUGCUGAAGAAUGGGUACGUUUUGGAAAAGUAUGCGCAGUAUAGGACAAAGUGGGACAAGAUGGUGGACGGGAUAUUCACCAACGAGGAAGUAGAGUUGAAGGAAUGCAAAGAAGAGGAAGGGGAAGUUUCACUUGACGUUCAACAGGGAGAGGAUUUCAUCCAAAGUUUGACCAACUUCAUCAAGUUCAUCAACAAGGUCAACGUGCCAAACAUCAAGCAGUUUUUGGAAUCGAAAAUCUCGCGCCUUUUAAGCACAAAGAUUUUCGAAAACAUCGACUCGGUAAUCAGGAACCCGCAAAAGAUGCACCAAUUGAAAGAAUUGAUGCGCUUGUGUGACGAGGCAACGGCAAAAUGGAACAUCUUGAGAAAAUUUGAAGGCCAAGGUGGCCCGAUUGAGCUGAAAUUAAGCAAAUUGCAUAAGGAGUGGAUGGUGGAUGCAUAUGUGGAUAAGGUAAAGUUGGCCAUGACACAACAACCCGGCGCAGUCAAGCAAGUGAAACAAAUCAAAUUGGACCAGUCCGUGGAAGAAGAAAAGGAAGAAGAAAAGGAAGAAGAUAAGGAAGAAGAAAAGGAAGAAGAAGCUGCUCAAGUGAAAGAUGAUGGCGAAGACGGAUGGGAAGCGAAUUGGGACGAUGGAUGGGAUGCAGAGGAUGAUGCCGCGUCUCGAACUUCGAAAGUGGAUCAUGCAUAUAGUGGUAGGGGUGAUGGUGUUGGUGAUGGUGGGGACCACGUUGCGGUCACAGAGAUACCCGAGAUCAUUAAACCAAUAAUCCAAGAAUAUCAAAGCCACUCCAGUGACAUUUCAUAUCUUGCCACGGCAAUAAAAGCAUUGGCAAUUGUUCUUUACCCUAGCCCCAAAAACUCAUUCUUGAUGUACAAUGACUUUAAAUUAAUGUCGCGCGAUUUAUCUGCUGAUGAUUCCUUUCUGCAGUUUGCCGAACACACGUGGAAUCAAGUCACGAUUGCAUUUUACCUGGAGUUAAAAGUGCUCGUUAGCUCGUUGAAUUUACAGCUGGACGAGGUCUUGCAAGAUGAGAAUCUUUUGGACGACUACAACAUGAACCAAGUGGGUUUAAUCUACCGCUGGUUCCAAAUCCUUUUUGAAGAAAAAGAAUUGCAAUCGACAAACUUGGCCAAGUUCAAAUUGCUAAUAGUGGACUUGGUGGACUUUAUCAACAACUACUUGUUGGACUCGAUUAUCGCAUUAAAGGAUAUCGGCGAGACCCAAUGCACAAUCAUCUCCUUGAUCAUUGAGAACUUGAACAACAUCACCAUCCCCUACCUCACAUCGCUUGGUAUUUCCAAAGACUCAAUCGAAUCGUUCAACAAACUGCUGAACGUCAAAUAUUUGCUCAACAACCAUUUAAAGGAUAUAAUGGAGAGAUUCUACCAAGGCGAACUAUUUGAUCUAUCAACCGAGGAAAUCGUUCAGAUGAUCCACAGUGUUUUCUUACCGAGUGAGCUAAGAGAAGGCUACGUGAGCGAAAUUCGGGAAUUCAGAACCAUGCAUUAG